UCAACUGUUUUUGGGGUGCUCGCCUUUCUCAGUUUCAUCGGCCGCCUAUACGCCAUUUACCUGCGCAACGAUCGACCCAAGGUCGAAGAGUGGUUUAUCUUCGCGGCCCUAUGUUUGACCUACGUCUCCCUCGGCCUGCAAUGGGCGUGCGUUACUCUCGGCGGAACAGGUCGCCACAUCACCGACGUCGAAGCCAUCGACCCCAACUCGGUCAUCCUCACCCUCAAACUCAUCAUACCAUUUGAGGCGUUAUACGGCAUAACUAUUAUGCUUAUCAAGUUCGGAGUACUGAGUUUCUAUGGGAGGAUGUUUGCGCUCACGAGUUGGUUCAAGCUAAGCCUGCGAAUCACGGCCGCCACGGUAUUCCUCUGGAUGGCUUCGAUCGUGCUGGAGACUUUCUUACUAUGCCGUCCACUGGCAUAUAACUGGGAUACAAGUAUCGAAGGUGUAUGUGGGGACCGAAACGCCGCGUAUGUGAUUGCCGGCGUGAUGAAUAUGAUAACGGACUUCAUGGUGCUGCUUUUGCCUGUGCCAGCGAUUUGGCAGCUGAAGAUGCCAACAGGCCAGAAGGUUGGCUUGGUUGGAGUGUUCAGCAUGGGUGUCCUUAUCACCGCCAUCUCCAUUGUCCGCUUGCAUUCGCUCAUCACCAUAUCGUUCACCGAUCCUACGUGGACGUUGCCAAUGGGUCUCCUGUGGACAGUCCUGGAGCCUGAAUUAGCCAUCAUCAAUGCCAACCUUCCAUUCAUGCGCCGCUUCCUCGCCCAAAUCAUCCCGAAGGCCUUUUCCUUAUCUCGAAGCUCAAGAGGAUAUCCGACUAAGGGUAGCAGG
Molecule: messenger RNA, 828 nt
Organism: Cryphonectria parasitica EP155
Lineage: Eukaryota; Fungi; Ascomycota; Sordariomycetes; Diaporthales; Cryphonectriaceae
Exons: 2
Source: RefSeq, a predicted model, not a curated record